CGAUCGCAAACGCCCCCAGUGUCAUGCCUGCGAACAAACAGGCCUGCAGUGUGAAUACCCGCUGCACUCGAAGAAACCUGGGCCAAAGCUUGGCAAGUCACCGCGUCAAAUCAGAUGUCAACAGAUCCUUCCAGCGCCAGAAGAGGAAACGGCGAGAACGUCAGACCAGAACAAGAGUACAGAAUGAGCCCGAGGGUCUACAUUCCCCAGGGUCGGCCUCCCAUAAUGGUGAUGGCCCUGAAGGUCCCCUUUCGCUUCCCGACGCAGAAGGGAGCCCCCCAACAGCGAACUUGGAGGAACAACGGAGUCCACACCUUCGUAGCACAAACGAGUCGAGGAUUAACAUGAGCAACCUAUCUUUCAUUCUACAUCCCUCCCAUGAGGCGGCUACGACAGAAAAUGAUCCAUCUGCUAGGAGCGCAGAGCACAACGAACAACAGCUUCUUGUGGAUCGAUCUUGCGAUGCCCUCGGACACUCUCGCGAUUUUGUGGAAGAUAUGCAAGUGGUCCUGGUUUUCUUUUCAGACCUCUCUGUAGCCUAUAGCGAAGGAGCAAUUGGCUCAACUGGACUCGGC
This is a messenger RNA of Clonostachys solani, 575 nucleotides long. NCBI's taxonomy places the organism in Eukaryota, Fungi, Ascomycota, Sordariomycetes, Hypocreales, Bionectriaceae. The record is from the annotation of a GenBank genome assembly.